AUGGACAACAUCUCACGGUCGGGGUUGGUGAACAUGUGCCGGUACAUGGGAGUCCCACCGUUUGGAAACGACAAUUUCCUGCGGUACUGCUUGCGCUCUAAGCUGCGAGCCAUCACGCAGGACGACCAGCGCAUCCUGUGGGAAGGAGUGUCGAGUCUCACGAAGCAGGAGCUGCAGGAAGCGUGCCGAGAGCGAGGCAUGCGCGCCACGGGUCUCACCAAGCAGGGGUAUGUACGGCAGCUCAGCCAAUGGCUGGAUCUCAGUACGAAGAAGAGUGUGCCUAUUUCGCUGCUCAUCAUGAGCCGAGCAUUCACUCUUCAGGCGCCCGACCCGGCAAAGGCCCUAGCGCAAUCAAUAUCUGCCAUGGACGAUGACGUCGUGACCGAGGUGAUGAUUGAGGCUGCCUCCAGCGAGGAGCAGAAGACGCCGGAGUACCGCACCAGGAAGUUGGAGUCUUUGACGAGACAGAACGAGCUCAUCGAGGAAGAGAACCGCAAGAGGGAGGAGGCCGAGCAAGCGCAGGAAGCCAAGAAGGUGGAAGAGGCCAGCAAGGCUGAAGAGCUGAAGGCUGCCGAACUCAAGGAGGCGGGCGAAGUUGGUGCUGACGGCGUUUCGUCGAAGGCCACGGCGGAGACCGCGGAGGAUGAAGCUGUCGACAAGCUCGUCGAGAAGGCGGCGGUCGAAGCAGCGGCUAGGACAGCGCCAGGGGACGCCUUGCCACAGGUUGAGAUGCAGGAGGGGCAGCAGCGCUUUGGGGCAGCGUCGGGUGUCGAAGCAAAGAAAGGCACGGAGCCCAUCACCACUGAAGCAGAUCUUGUUGCACCCUCGACGGGUGUCGGGGUGGGAGGCCGGUUGGUGGCCUCCAAGGCAGCGAAGUCAAAUCAGUCCAAGAAGGCAUCCAAGACAAGUGCUAUGAACACGCCGAAGGUCGAGCUGGACCAGCGCGUGGGAGACGUGACUGAUGCUGAGCGCCAGGUGUCGAGCAAGGAAGUGAAGGACGCCGCGGAAGAUGGAGGGAACAAACUCACGAACGCUGAGCUGGCUGCUCUGGAGUCGUUGGCCAGUCCGUCCAGCGUCGAGAAGGAGAAGGCACAGUUGGCUAUGAUGAAGGCGGCCUUGCAAGAGUCGUUGGGCAAGCCUGACGGAACAGAGCGAAAAAACGUCGAGACGGGCGAUGCCAGCGACGCCGAAGGAGCGUCCAAGGAGUCUGGUCCGCCUACCUCAGAGAAGGACGACACCACGCGUGGUGGGGCUGGUCAGCAGACACAGCCCGAGGACGAGCACGAGAUGCCGCCAGCAGAGAAGCCUGAUACACUGAAGGAGACGACGGAAUCACCAUCGGUCGCAAUGGCAUCAGGAGAUGGUGCUACUCCAGGGUCUGAGGGUGCUGCCGACGUUCAGGAGGAUGCCAAGGCUGAAGAGCCUGCUGUGGAUAAGAGCGUAGAGCGGGUGCAAACGAAGCUGGCAUCCAUGCUCAAUAGGCUUGAGCUGGAGAUCCAGUCCGUGGAGCAGCGGAUCGGCGACAAAAUGCACGUCUUGGACAGAGACUCCGAUGGAAUGGUGUCUGCGGAAGAGAUUGCACAUGUGGUGCAACACGUACUAGCAACAAAAAGCACGGCAAUGGAGGCCAAGGCGAUCGCCGAAGACAUGGACACCGACUCCGACGGACAGAUUAGCGUGGCAGAGCUGAUCGCGUGGGUGAGGAAAAACUCGGAACAGGACGCGGAGCAUGUAUUCGACGAGAUCUAUCAAAGAGAUACGAAGGAGACACCAACAAAACCACCGUCUGCCAAAGAGUAGGAGGGUCGGUUUGGGAGUGAUGGCUAGCCAGCACCUAGAUUUGGAGAGUGCAGCUGAGCCCCAGUCCCUCGUGCCUGCAAGGCGUGCAGAGGCACAUUGCCUACCCAAGAGCCGUUCCCGUAUGUUUCUGUGCCCCGGGCAGUGUAGGAGGAGCUCAUGUAGAUAUAGUUUGAUGUUGCAAAUGCGAUGUGUACAGAGGCGAGAGUACGUGUGGGAUAAUAUCGCCCUUUUCAGCAUGCUGGUAGACGCUUCGACUGUGCUUGCGUUAUUCGGUUGCUUGUUGACAAACGUGAGCUUACGAGAACACAACCCAUUUUCGCAGGUGCGGCUUCACUUGUCUAAACCUACUCGAGCUGCAGCCCCCCACCUCCCCCUUCUCCCAGGUGGAGUGGAUCGGGGCUCGAAACUUUGACAGAUUUUUGCACGCAGGGGUACAGGUCGCGUCGCCACAGAACUAGCACACGUUUGUGAUGGCCCGGUUAAGGACCCUUAUGUACACUACAGCAGUAGUGGCUGUUGGUGACCUGCAUAGUCAAUGAGAACCCGAGCCUGCAGAAGGAGGUGUGUCGCGUACUCUGCGGGAGUAUUCGGUGUUCGAGGGCCUGUACACCCGCAAAGCCUUCAUAGCAGUUCCUUGCCGCGUAGUCGUAGUUGAGUCCGUCGUGAGAGAUCUCUUCGCGCAGUGUACACGCCCUUCUCUAGGAUGUACAAGCUACUCGCAGCGGGCACGAAUGCCCUGCAGAGCUGUGUCGUGAAAUUGACGAAAUGGUUUCGGACGUAC
This is a messenger RNA of Ectocarpus siliculosus, 2581 nucleotides long. NCBI's taxonomy places the organism in Eukaryota, Phaeophyceae, Ectocarpales, Ectocarpaceae. The record is from the annotation of a GenBank genome assembly.